This is a messenger RNA of Trichomycterus rosablanca, 1024 nucleotides long. RefSeq names its product paired box 1b (gene pax1b). Gene Ontology annotation, biological process: anatomical structure development; regulation of transcription by RNA polymerase II. The annotation marks the transcript as partial. Lineage: Eukaryota; Metazoa; Chordata; Actinopteri; Siluriformes; Trichomycteridae. Gene Ontology annotation, molecular function: RNA polymerase II cis-regulatory region sequence-specific DNA binding; DNA-binding transcription factor activity, RNA polymerase II-specific. The transcript is spliced from 4 exons. The record is from RefSeq and is a predicted model, not a curated record.
UUUCCAGAUCAGCCCUCGUACGGAGAGGUGAACCAGCUGGGCGGUGUGUUCGUGAACGGUCGGCCGCUUCCUAACGCUAUCCGGGUGCGCAUUGUGGAGCUCGCGCAGCUCGGUAUCCGCCCGUGCGACAUCAGCCGGCAGCUGCGCGUGUCUCACGGCUGCGUGAGUAAGAUCCUCGCGCGCUACCACGAGACCGGCUCGGUGCUGCCGGGCGCUAUCGGCGGGAGCAAGCCUCGCGUGACCACGCCGCACGUGGUGAAGAGCAUACGGGAGUAUAAGUGCGCGGACCCGGGGAUGUUCGCGUGGGAGAUCCGGGACCGGCUUCUGGCGGACGCAGUGUGUGACAAAUACAACGUGCCUUCGGUCAGCUCCAUCAGCCGCAUCCUCAGGAAUAAGAUCGGGAGUCUGUCUCAGCCCGGACAGAGCGAGAGUCCAGGCGGAGGUAAACCUCCCGGCCAUCCGCUCACCUACAGCCCGGUGUGUCCUUACUCCUACCCCAACCCCAUUUCACCCACCGGGGCAAAACUCAGCGGACCUCCCGGGGUCGGAGUCGGUCUGUCCAGGGCCUGGCCUUCAGUGCACACCGUCAGCAACAUCUUAGGAAUACGAGCAUUCAUGGACCCUUCAGCCAUUACAGCUUCUGAGAGCUAUCAGCAAAAAAUGGAGGACUGGUCAUGUAUGAACAGAGCUUCAUUUCCUUCUCACACAGUUAAUGGCAUUGAUAGAUCGUCUAUAGACUCAGAUAUUAAAUACAACCAGUCUCACUCGAGCCUUAGCGGGUAUUUGCCCUCAUGUCCCUAUUCUGCCCAGAGUCAAUGCGGGGUGUAUGGGGGAAACUAUGGGCACCACUGGCAGUCUCAGGGCACCAGCCUGGCACAUAAUGACUCGCACCUUCACACCUCCAUGAACUUCAAAUCAUCUUCAAAUGUUGCAGACAGAAAGCCGCCCAGUCCUCUGGUUAAACAACAGCAUGAAGCUUUGAGUGUCCACGGCCUGUCCUUACCCACCUCAGCGUCCUAAACAC